AUGAUUAGCAGCGGAGAGACGCUGUUGACUAGAAGUGAUGAGACAACGUUAACUAGAUGUGAAGAGACGCUGUUGACAUACAGUGAAGAGACGACGUUAACUAGCAGUGAAGAGACAACGUUAACUAGCAGUGAAGAGACGACGAUGAGUAGCAGUGAAGCGACACUGUCAACUAGCAGUGAAGAGACAGCGUUAGUUAGCAGUGAAGAGACGACGUUAACUAGCAGUGAAGAGACAACGUUAACUAGCAGUGAAGAGACGACGAUGAGUAGCAGUGAAGCGACGCUGUCAACUAGCAGUGAAGAGACAGCGUUAGCUAGCAGUGAAGAGACGACGUUAGCUAGCAGUGAAGAGACGACGUUAACUAUCAGUGAAGAGACGACGUUGACUAGCAGUGAAGAGACGACGAUGAGUAGCAGUGAAGCGACGCUGUCAACUAGCAGUGAAGAGACAGCGUUAGCUAGCAGUGAAGAGACGACGUUAACUAUCAGUGAAGAGACGACGUUAACUAUCAGUGAAGAGACGACGUUGACUAGCAGUGAAGAGACAACGUUACUUAGCAGUGAAGAGACGUUAACUAGCAGAGAACAGAUGCUACUGACUAGCGGUGGAGAGAUGCCGUUGACUAGCAUUGAAGAAACGUCAUUGCCUAGCAGGAUAGAAACGCCGUAG
Haliotis rufescens (red abalone) is the source of this 672-nucleotide messenger RNA. Its product is annotated as putative GPI-anchored protein pfl2. The record is from RefSeq and is a predicted model, not a curated record. The transcript has a single exon. Bases 1 to 672 code for a protein of 223 amino acids. Lineage: Eukaryota; Metazoa; Mollusca; Gastropoda; Lepetellida; Haliotidae.